Messenger RNA from Phyllopteryx taeniolatus (common seadragon), 2667 nucleotides. It is a transcript of the gene xpnpep2, whose product is annotated as X-prolyl aminopeptidase (aminopeptidase P) 2, membrane-bound. NCBI's taxonomy places the organism in Eukaryota, Metazoa, Chordata, Actinopteri, Syngnathiformes, Syngnathidae. The transcript is spliced from 24 exons. Bases 484 to 2340 code for a protein of 618 amino acids. Gene Ontology annotation, molecular function: metalloaminopeptidase activity. The record is from RefSeq and is a predicted model, not a curated record.
UGAGUCCUACUGCAUUAUGGGUCAUAUCCAAGAUGGCGGCACAGUUUCUCACGUUGUGGAGGAAAAGAUUGGCAUUCCUAGUACCCACGAGACGGCAGCAUCUUCGUCGUCGUCAUCAUCAUCAGCAACGGCGCUUCCUGGCGGGACCGGGCGAAACGUGGCGGCGUCGCGUGCAGCUGGAGGGUGACGCAGCAUGCGGCGCGAUGCAGUAAUGGAGUCAUCCAUCAGCAGGCCCCAAUGAAGAGAUUUUGACAAGCCAGCUGAGGCCCUGGCGACCAGACACCCGCUUGCUGUUUUGUUCUCAAGUCCACGAGUCCCAGGAGUGUGUAAGCGUGCGUGUGUUUUAAGUGCAACCGCUGUAAAGGGAGCGUCAGCGGCGUCGCUUUGUUUGAGGCCACCGAGAGGAACUGUUCUUUGUCCCCACCGCACCUCCCCAGCACAGCUGUGAACAGCACUCUCCGACUGCGCCGCUUGCGAGAACGGAUGCUGGCCUCCAAAAUCUCCGCCUACAUUCUCCCGGGCACAGACGCCCACCUGAGUGAGUAUAUCGCCCCACGUGACGCAAGGGUGGCCUUCAUGACGGGCUUCACAGGCUCCGCAGGCACAGCCGUGGUCACGCCGAGCAAGGCGGCGCUGUGGACGGACAGCCGCUACUGGGUCCAAGCGGAGAGGCAGAUGGACUGCAACUGGGAGCUGCAAAGAGACGCGUCGGUCAGCAGCGUGGCGGAGUGGCUCAUCUCGGAGGUCCCGCGCGGCGGCCGCAUCGGCUUCGAUCCGUUCCUCUUCUCCCUCAAGACGCAGGAAGACUACGGAAUGAGUCUGGAGUCGAGCAAUCGGAGCCUCGAGUCGAUGCCUGGCAACCUGGUGGACCAAGUGUGGAACGAGAGACCGCCCGUCCGGCCCGACGGCCUCAUCCGCCUGCCGGACAGAGUCAUACAAAGGUCGUGGCAGAUGAAAGUGGAGCAAAUCCGGAAUCAGAUGAAGGCCAAUCCGUACGAGCCCACCGCGCUACUGCUGUCGGCGCUCGAUGAAACGGCCUGGCUGUUUAAUAUGCGCGGCAACGACAUCCCGUACAACCCUUUCUUCUACUCGUACACGCUGCUGACCGUGGACGAGAUCUGGCUGUUUGUGCACACGGAAAGAGUGACGGAGGAGCUGAGGGCGUACCUGAACGCGUCGUGCGGCGGCCCGCUGUGCGUGCGGCUGCGAAGCUACGACGCCGUCUCGGAUGGCCUCAAGGCGUACGUGAGCGGCCGGCCGGGGGCCAAAGUGUGGAUCGGCGCCAAGUACACCAACUACGCUCUUUACGAGGUCAUCAAAUCCCAGGACAAACUCAUGGCCACCUCCUAUUCUCCCGUGUUGACCGCCAAAGCUGUGAAAGAUGACACUGAGCGGCGCAUCUUGAGGGACGCCCACGUGAGAGACGCAGCGGCGGUCAUGCAGCUUCUCGUGCGGUUGGAGACGGCGGCGCCGGACGGGAAGGAGACGGAGCUGAGCGCCUCCGCGUACGUCGACCGCUGCCGCAGCAAACAGAAGGACAACAAGGGCCCGAGUUUUGAGACGAUAUCCGCAAGUGGGCCCAAUGCUGCGCUGGCACAUUACAGCCCAACAAGAGAAAGCAACAGGAUGCUGACGGUGGACGAGAUGUACCUUGUGGACUCCGGCGGCCAGUACCUCGACGGGACCACCGACAUCACGAGGACAGUCCACUGGGGGACCCCCACCGCCAUGCAAAAGGAGGCCUUCACCAGAGUGCUUAUGGGAAAUAUUGAAAUAUCUCGAACCAUAUUUCCAUCAGGGACCAGAGGUGUGAACAUGGAGAUGCUGGGCCGCAGAGCGUUGUGGGAAGUGGGCCUCAACUACGGCCACGGCACGGGACACGGCCUUGGCAAUUAUUUCGGGGUCCAUGAGUGGCCAGUUGGUUUUCAGGGUAACAACAUUCCCUUUCGAGAAGGCAUGUUCACAUCUAUAGAACCUGGUUAUUACAAGGAGAACGACUUUGGGAUCCGCAUUGAAGACGUUGCAGUGGUUGUGCCCGCUCAUACAAAGUAUGGUCAUAACUACUUGACGUUUGAGACGGUGUCCUUGGUUCCGUACGACAGGAAGUUGAUUGACACCUCUCUUCUGAGCCCAGUCCAGCUGCAGUGGUUGAACAAAUACUACGAGACCAUUCGUAGGCUGACGGGUCCCGAGCUAGACCGCCAAGGCCUCCACGCGGAGAAACGCUGGAUGCUGAAAAACACGGAACCUUUUGGACAAUCCGGAUCCUCUUCAUCCAGCCCCUCCUCUUCGCUCACCCUCUUCCCUUUGGUUGUGGCGGUGUUCAAUUUUGCACUCUAAAUGUUACGGCGACGCAUAGGUUGUAUAUCAAGGGGAGAGUGGCACUGACCUUUUUGUUCAAGUUUGAAAAUGAUCUCAUGUAUAAAUUGGAUGCUUUGUAAACUAUGUAAUCAAACUGCUCAACUUACUUAUUGGAUUUGUUGUCAUGUUUGAAGUCAACGUAUGACCAGGUAAUUUGGCCCCUUACAUUAAGUAACUCUAAUGAAAAACUUGUGUUUUUGUUUUUUUUACCGACGACAAAAAGCAUACGUUAUUUGUACCCUGCUACAUUGUGUUCAUUUGAAACGGCAGAUCCUUCAAUUAAACUAGAAUGUGAUUCACUUGCAA